Molecule: messenger RNA, 1299 nt
Organism: Dioscorea cayenensis subsp. rotundata (Guinea yam)
Lineage: Eukaryota; Viridiplantae; Streptophyta; Magnoliopsida; Dioscoreales; Dioscoreaceae
Product: ribosomal RNA small subunit methyltransferase nep-1
Exons: 7
Coding region: 95-925 (276 amino acids)
Biological process (GO): rRNA base methylation
Cellular component (GO): nucleolus; small-subunit processome
Molecular function (GO): rRNA binding; rRNA (pseudouridine) methyltransferase activity
Source: RefSeq, a predicted model, not a curated record
CAAUAAAUUGUAGAGGCCGCCAUAUGUUGCUAGAUUGCGCCGCGAGCGAGCUUUGUGGUAACGGCGGCCAUAGGUGAAGCUUGGAGUAUCAGCCAUGGUGCGGCCAUACGCAGUGAAGGGGAGGAAGCACAAGAAGAGGAAGAUGGAACAAAGAGAAGAAGCAGUAGAAGAAGAAGUGGCGCGAGGAGGAGAAGAGGAGGAGGAGGAGGUUGCGGCGGGGAACGAGAAGAAGGUGGAUGCUGUCCUGGAUGAGCUUCCCGGCAUCCCUAGCGUGGCGCCGGUAGAGAAAUCCAAGCAACCUAAUGUUAUCUUCAUACUCGAGAAGGCCUCUCUGGAGAUUGGCAAGGUUGGAAAGAAUUUUCAACUUUUGAACUCAGAUGAUCAUGGCAACUUUCUUAGAAAGCAGAACCUGAAUCCAGCUGAUUAUAGACCUGACAUUGUUCAUCAUGCUCUUCUUGCCAUAUUGGAUAGCCCCCUAACUAAAGCUGGGAGGCUGCAGGCUUUAUAUGUUAGAACAGAGAAAGGGGUCCUCUUUGAGGUUAAACCAAAUGUCCGCAUGCCCCGAACAAUCAAACGAUUUUCUGGUCUCAUGUUGCAAUUACUUCAAAAGUUGAGCAUUACCACUACAGGAUCACAUGAUAAGCUUCUCAAUGUGAUAAAGAACCCAGUUACUCGAUAUUUGCCAGUCAAUUCUCGGAUAAUAGGUCUUUCAUAUAGUUCAGAGAAGUUGGUCCAGUUGAAGGAUUAUGUUGCUGCUGCCAGUGAUGACGCUACCCUUGUCUUUGUGGUUGGUGCUAUGGCCCAUGGAAAGAUAAGCAAUGAAAACACAGAUGAUUACAUAUCAGUUUCUGGCUACCCAUUGAGUGCUGCCUGCUGCAUAAAUCGUAUUUGCACUGCACUCGAGCAGAAAUGGAAGAUCCUGUAAGUGUAAAUGCUCUUUUCACGUCAAGUUGCAAGUUGCAAUAUUUUCAAUGAGCAGGCUGUUUAGAAGGUCUUCGACUGACUUGGUUUCAUCCUUAUUAUGUGAGUGGAGAGGAACUUCAGUCUCUAUCAAUUUUUGAAGUAUAAUCACUUUAGCAUAUCAUAAGUUUAGCAUAAGAAUCUAGAUUGAUAUGAGGGAGAUUUGUGUUGUAUUUGAAUGCUCUUAUUUAAUGUUUGCUGAAACUGGUGGCUUAAUCAAGUUUACCAAGUGUAGCCCACGGACAAUCCUUUUCUGGCUGGUCUCAUGUGAAGAUUAAACCAUGGUGCUUUUUUAUUUUAGUAAAAUCAUGGGCAGUAAAUAUUGAACCCCUUUUUUUU